Eremomyces bilateralis CBS 781.70 is the source of this 1660-nucleotide messenger RNA. Its product is annotated as CaaX prenyl protease. Gene Ontology annotation, biological process: CAAX-box protein processing. Lineage: Eukaryota; Fungi; Ascomycota; Dothideomycetes; Eremomycetales; Eremomycetaceae. Gene Ontology annotation, molecular function: metalloendopeptidase activity. Gene Ontology annotation, cellular component: endoplasmic reticulum membrane. The record is from RefSeq and is a predicted model, not a curated record. The coding region runs from base 93 to 1487 and encodes 464 amino acids. The transcript is spliced from 3 exons.
AUCGAACAUUCACCUGAAUGAGAGGUUGAAUUCCGAAGAACAAUAGUACUGAAAUACCCUGCCGCAUCUAGGAUACCAUAAAUACCGCGGCAAUGAUUCAAGCGUGGCUUCAACGCCUCGCCAGGUUCCUCGACCGGCCAUUCUUCCCAUGGAAGAAGCUGGUGGUCGGCUUCUCCUUGGGGCAAUUCGCCCUGGAGAACUGGCUGCUGUAUCGACAAUACAAAGUCUACCAACAGACCGCGAAGCCGAAAGCCCUGACCGAUGAAAUCACCCAAGAGACGUUCGACAAGAGCCAGGACUACUCCCGCGCCAAAGCCAGGUUCUCCGUCAUCUCCUCCCUCUUCAACGAGGCCAAAUCCAUGUACAUGCUCUAUAUCGACAUCUUCCCCCUCGGCUGGGCCCUCGCCGGCGCCGCCGUCGCCCAGUGGCUCCCCGCGCCGUUCACCGGUGAGAUCACGCGCUCCCUCAUUUUCGUCUUCGGCCUCUCCAUUCUCGACACCGUGCUCGGCCUCCCCUUUGACUACUACCGGCACUUCGUCCUCGAGGAGGCCUACGGCUUCAAUAAAAUGACCCGCGGCCUGUGGAUCGUCGACGCACUCAAGGGCCUCGCCCUCACUGUUGCCAUCGGCACUCCCAUCGGGGCCGCCUUCCUCUCCAUUGUCCACCGCACCGGCUCCGCCUUCUUCUACUACCUCUGGCUCUUCAUGGUCGCCUUCCAGCUGCUCGCCGUUACCCUGUAUCCGAUCGUCAUCGUCCCUAUGUUCAAUAAACUCACCCCGCUCGCCCCGGGGCCCCUCCGCGACGACGUCGAGGCCCUCUGCCGCCGGCUGAAGUUCCCCCUCGACGAGCUCUCCGUUAUCGACGGCAGCAAGCGCAGCGCCCACAGCAACGCGUACUUCUCUGGUCUCCCGUGGAAGAAGCGCAUCGUGCUCUUCGACACGCUGAUCGAGCAGUCGAGCGGGAAGGAGGUGGAGGCCGUGUUGGCGCACGAGCUGGGCCAUUGGAAGAUGGGACAUACCACGCGGAUCUUGCUGGUGCAUCAGGCGCAUCUGUUCUAUUUGCUGGCGGCGUGGUCAAGCUUCAUUGGGAAUCGGAGCUUGUAUGCGGCGUUUGGGUUUGAGAAGGAGCGGCCGAUCAUGAUUGGGUUUAUGUUGUUUAAUAUGAUCUAUGCCCCGGUGGAGGUGGUGGUACAGUUGAUGAUGAACCUCUUCACGCGCAGGAUGGAGUACCAGGCGGACUCCUUCGCCAACGACCUCGGCUACAAGACCGACCUCGCCAAAUCGCUCAUCAAGCUCCAGAUCAAGAACCUCUCCGCUAUGGACGCCGACUGGCUGUACUCAAGCUUCCACCACUCGCACCCGAUCCUCACGGAGCGCCUGAAGGCCAUCGGCUGGGUCAGCGACGGCAAGCCCGCCACCGCCGACCUGAAGGAGGAGAACGCCGUGAAGGAGGAGGAGGUGGUCGCAGCGUCGGGUCGCGAGCUAUAAUUUUGGUCGUCAAAAAGUUCUCGGAAUUGGAUCGCGAUGGGGGGGUUGCCGUGCUAUGCUCGUCACGCCGCCAUGGUUGGUGUCGCAUAUGUAUAAUAGUUCGGAGUCAGUAGGAUAGGGACGCGGUGGAUCGGGGCGUCGGAUAGAGACGCAUAGAAAAUUCGGUUCUUUCC